Molecule: messenger RNA, 583 nt
Organism: Brassica oleracea var. oleracea
Lineage: Eukaryota; Viridiplantae; Streptophyta; Magnoliopsida; Brassicales; Brassicaceae
Exons: 2
Coding region: 112-447 (111 amino acids)
Source: RefSeq, a predicted model, not a curated record
CAAUGAGAAAGCAUUAUUGUUCACACACAUACGCACGUACGCUUUCAUACGUGUCUAUACUAUAAUAUCCAACUCUACAUAAUAAGCUCCUUCCACGAAGAGUGAAUAUUAAUGGCGGCUUCAGAGUUUAAGCACUUGGUGGUUGUGAAGUUUAAGGAAGAUGCUAAGGUUGAUGAGAUCUUGAAGGGCUCAGAGAAUCUUGUUUCUCAAAUUGAUUCUGUCAAAUCUUUUGAAUGGGGAGAAGAUAAGGAAAGUCACGAGAUACUUAGACAAGGAUUCACUCAUGCAUUCUCGAUGACUUUUGAGAACAAAGAUGCUUACGUUUCUUUCACAAAACAUCCUCUUCACGUUGAGUUCUCAGCCGCUUUCACCGCCGUUAUCGAAAAGAUCGUGAUUCGUGACUUCACCGUCGCCGCCGUCAAAUCUCCCGUUGUUGUAGCACCGUGAAUCUCAUGAUCUUGUUAGUACUUGUUAGUUACUGUAUUAAUCUCUUUUUAAAAUUGAAUCGUGUUUUGUAAGCUGUUUCGGUUGGUUAAGUACGUUUUGGUUUGAUUCCUUUAUUUCCGGUUCGUAAUAAUAAGAA